GAGGAGGGGCUGUUUCGACACUGCUUUGUGACGUGAGGCCCAAAAUGUAAUCUGCGAAUAAGAGGGAAUUGAGUGCCCGCUCUCAAAAUUUCGGCCCCUCACUCACAUGGAUAUUAGCAACGAUUUUGGACGCUCGCUCACCUCUCGCUCAGGGCAAAAUCCGGUAAAAGAUGACGGGCCAUGACAGUGAUGAUGAAGAGCUGACACUUUCCUCUUCGACGCUCGAUGCGCUCAAACAGUUUUAUGCCGAACGCGAUGCCCGCGCCGAGCAGUUUGCCAAGCUCAAGGCCCAGGCCGAGGAGCAGCACGCUGCCGCCGCAACCAACGCCGGCCAGCUGUCGAUAGAGGCUUUUACCGAGGAUUGGAAUGAGAGCCAGUUCUGGUACUCGGACGAAACGGCCUCGCUGUUGGCAAGAGAGCUCCUUGAUGGAGCCACCUCGGACAUGACGAUUGCCGUCGUCUCGGCGCCGAGCGUGUUUGUCGCACUGAAGAAUAUUCUGAACACCUCCUCGCCCGGCCAGCCCAAACCCAAACUCGUCCUCCUCGAGCACGACAACCGGUUUGCCGUGUUCCCCGAGCUUGUCUUUUACGACUUUGCUCAGCCGUUGAAGCUGCCUUCCCACCUAAAAGCCUCCUGCGACCGCAUCAUCUGUGACCCCCCCUUUCUUAGCGAGGACUGCCAGACUAAAGCUGCUCUCACGGUCCGGUGGCUGUCCAAACCCCAUCAGCAGCAGCAGCAGACCAGACUGAUCGUGUGCACGGGCGAGCGCAUGGAGUCCCUCGUGACGCGCCUGUACCGCUCCUAUGGCCUGCGCACAACCGACUACGAGCCUGUCCACGCGAGGGGGUUGAGCAACGAGUUUUACUGCUACGCCAAUUUUGAGUCAUCGUCGUCGAGCUGGAAGUGGCGGCAGAGGGAGGACGAGGGAAAGGAGGAGGGGGAGGGGGAGGGGCAGGGCAAGUAGGCAUAGCGGGUGAGCAAAAAGUGAAGGGUUAUUGAGAUGAAUGCGUGGGUAAGGAGCUGGAGUAGAUGAACCAAAAAACAAGACCAGGGUUGUCAAGCAA
Molecule: messenger RNA, 1065 nt
Organism: Canariomyces notabilis
Lineage: Eukaryota; Fungi; Ascomycota; Sordariomycetes; Sordariales; Chaetomiaceae
Exons: 6
Coding region: 171-965 (264 amino acids)
Molecular function (GO): protein-lysine N-methyltransferase activity
Source: RefSeq, a predicted model, not a curated record